Molecule: messenger RNA, 3828 nt
Organism: Oryzias melastigma (Indian medaka)
Lineage: Eukaryota; Metazoa; Chordata; Actinopteri; Beloniformes; Adrianichthyidae
Gene: ankdd1b
Product: ankyrin repeat and death domain containing 1B
Exons: 15
Coding region: 777-2441 (554 amino acids)
Biological process (GO): signal transduction
Molecular function (GO): protein binding
Source: RefSeq, a predicted model, not a curated record
UCGGGACAUUUACCUAACCCAAUAAAUCCCUCUUUGGGGGUCACCGGGAUGCUGGAGCCUAUCCCAGCCAGCGUUACACUCUGCAUGGAUUACCAGUCGAUCACAGGACAAAACACAACACAUUCACAUCUAGGGGAAAUUUAGAGUGACCAACUGACCUACAAUGCAUUAUUUUUUUAAUGCGGGAGGACGCCUCCGCAUGCACAGGGAGAACAUGCAAACUCUGAUUGUUUAAGUCUUGGCACUGUAGGGUACACUGCAGCCUACGUUUGCAAACAAUGCUACAGAAAUGGGGAUAUUUUAUGAUUAUAUAUUUUUUGCAGAUCAGAAAACAAAAUCAACAUUUGAAUUAUUACUUUUGACAACCCAGAGGCUGCACAUGCUUUAAUCAAAACCAACUUUCUAAGCUUUCCAGAAACCAUUACAGAAAAUAAGACCUUAACAAACAAGUCACACUUCACACGUCGCUUCAGUUUUCUCUGUAAAUUCUACAAAAUAAAGAAGUCACCCAAAAGUUCUCAUGUUUGAUUUCUGUGAGUGGCUAAUAAACCAUAAAGUGCACCUCCUGUAUCAUACAAAGGUGAAGUGCGUCAUGUUACAUAUACUUUGUGCUUCCAGUUACCCUUAAAGGGGCGUGAGCUGGUAGAGCAAACAUGAAUCAGCCUCACAAUGUUAAGUAAGGCUUGCCUGCUGUUUGGCAGCCAGGCUGAUGUGAAACUGGACCAAGAAAAGCGUGACUUUGUUGAUCUGAGAUCCUUUUUCUAUUGAGAUUCCCAAUGGAAAAAAGAGCUUCGUCUUUAAGGACCAUGAUCAAGGAGCGGUUCUCCAAGAAGGGAACUCUCGACCCUCGAAAGUGGAUGGAGCAGGAGAAUGUCAGCGAGUUGGAUGACCUCACACCCGCCAAGUCUUCAGACAGCGAGAUGGACAGCGGCUUCAACGACGAGGAGAUGUUGCUGGAGGCAGAGAAGCAGUUUAUAGAAGCAGCCAAGAGAAAUGACGUGGAGUCCAUGAAGGUUCUUGGAAAAGGUCUGAAUGCCAAUGCAAAGAAUGUGCACGACAGAACUGCCCUGCACUUUGCAGCAGCCGGCAGGAAGAGCGAAGCGGUUCAGUAUCUUCUACAGCGGCGGGUUAAGGUGGAUCAGAAGGAUAAGUAUGGCAUGACACCCAUUCAUCUAGCUUCCUGGUUUGGCAGUUUGGAGAUCCUGAAAUUGUUAGUUCAGGCUGGGGCUGAACGAAAAAUAGAGAAUGAGGAAGGACUGAACAUCAUGCACUGUGCUGCCAUCAACAACCACACUGACAUUUUGGAGUAUAUCGUCAAUGACCUGCAGAUGAAAGACCUGGAUAAAGACGAUCAGUCAGGACGUCGUCCUUUCGCGUUAGCGGCAGAGCACGGCUGCGUCGACAUGUUACAGAUACUAAUGGAGCCCUACAACAUGGCCACUAUGAAGCCCAACAAGAGAGGGGACACGCCUCUGCACUUGGCUGCCAGGAACGGCCACUUGGAGGCCGUCCAGCUUCUACUGCAGAGCUUUGAUGAUACUCGGGAUGAAGUCAAUAUGGACGGCGAGACAGCUUUGUACCAGGCAGCACACAACGGCCAGGAACAGUGUGUUCUGGCUCUGCUGGAGGGGGGCUGUGACCCCAACAUCAUCACAGCGGCCAAAUGUAACGCUCUUCACCCCGUCUCUGAAAGAGGAGAUGCCUCUCUAGUUCAGCUCCUCUUGCAGUACAACACAAAUGCUGAUGUUCAAAAUCAGCACCUGGAGGCUCCGCUUCACCUGGCGGUGAGGAACAGUCGCAUUCCUGUGAUCCAUUCUCUCCUUGCAGCCGGAUGCAACAUCAACCUCGCUGAUAAGAGGUCGCAGACCGCCAUGCAUUUUGCUGCCGAACUUGCCCAAAUUGAACUUGUGGAGAUGCUUCUUAAAGCGAGAGUUGAUCUGGCGCUCCAGGACAAACAGGGUAAGACAGCUCUGGGUGUUGCAGCCAGAGCAAACGAAGUGAUUAUUGUGGACAUGAUUAUCAAAGCGGAGAGAUACUACACCUGGAGAAAGGCCCAUCCGGAACCUAAUGAAAGUGUUCACAGCGUGUAUCCGCUAACAUUUAAACUUGACCACCGCUAUGAGACCAGGCAUCUCCGCUCAAUGGCCUGGCGCCUUGCCUAUCAGCUCCUGAAAGCAGGAGACUGGAAGAGACUGGCGGAACACUGGAACUUCACCAAGGAGCAAGUGUCUGCUAUUGAGGAGCAGUGGACAGGUCAGCACAGCUAUAAGGAGCAUGGCCACAGGAUGCUGCUGAUCUGGUUCCACGGGGAGGAGCUGGCUCAGAGGAAUCCGGCUAAAGAACUGUACCAGGACCUGAUCACCACUGGGAACAGGAAAGCUGCAGAUAAGAUUCGAGAGGAGGUGGAACACAGAGGCAGCAAAAGCUGCAGCGUCUCAUGAGAAAUUGAAUGGAAAUGUUGGACUUUUAUAAUAACUGAAGAACACACAGUCUGAAGCAAAAACUGUUUAUUUUAAAAUACUGUCAAAUUUGUUAUAACAUGGCUUUUGUUUAGUUAAGGUAAAAAGAAAUCUUUGAGGGGGCGAUAGCUGCCACACGAGAGAUUAAAAUACCUUCAUCUUUGCAUAAUUACUGGUAAAAUUAUCCCAGAAAAAUAUUUACAUUUUAUUGUUUAAAUAGUAUCUAGAGGUAGCAUCUAGGCAAUAAAAAAAAUAACAAAUAUCAAAGUCCUUCACAUAAAAAAAAUAUUAGAGGGAAAAUAUGUGGCAAAAUUUAGAUUAAAUUAAUUUAACACAUUUUUUUUGCAUAGAAAGCUGAAAUCUUAAAUUGAGUCUAUUUGAGAUUGUGAUCAUUCAACUACUUUGAUGGAGUGGACGUGGCACGUUUGUGUUCGGGACGACCCUCUGCCGGUAGUGGGGGCGUGGCUCUGCUGAGACGAGCGCGGAAACUUAGCAGCUGUAGCUUGUCCAAUAGUGAGCUGAAGAAAAAAAAAACAAGGGAAACUUUUUUGAGCUUCAAUGAACUGAAUUGUCAAAUUAUGAAACAGAGUCUAGUAGUAACCUGUGAAAUGGGAUGGUGACGUUCAAUUAUGACGGAGCUCAUCGGUGGAGCGACUCCCAUCACCUGUAGGUUGGCCCGUGGCGUCUUACCAACAUCUGCCCGCGCACUGAUCCGAGCCGUGACCGUCUUUACAGGCUUUUGCUGACUCGAUGUGACAAUACGACCACUAACCUGCCACAAAAACAUUCAAUGUAUACAGUAAAUGCAAUUCUAGAUUUUUUUUCUAUGUCCUCUCUGGAGGGGCUGUUUAUGAUUAAAACAAGACUUGUGGUUCAGCUUCAAUUAUUUGGGACAAAAAUUAUUUUUUUUCCCAAAAAAAAAAACAAAAAAAGUAACAUACUUUUGACAGUAAAGUUGGCAUGCGUGCUUGUAUUGCAAAAUGUAAAUUCACAUCAGCAAAGCAAACCUGUUUAUGAGAGCUGGAAACGCCCCCAUGCGGGACUGAGCUGUGCACAACAGUGGUGGGAGGGAGCACUUCUUCCUGGGACAUAGGAGCUCUAGAACCCAACUAAGGAAAAAGGGAACAUAGGAAAUAUAAAAAAAAUAAUAAAAAUAAAUUCCCUUGUUUGAAUCAUAUUUUAAACGCUAAAAACACUUGUUUUUGUGGCAACUCUCCUAAAAAAAAAAAAUGGUUAUAAAAACUAAAAUGCAAAGUCAAACUACAUUUACUCAGCAUACAGACAAUGUUAAGUAAGAUAUUUUAUGUACGUUUUUAAGAUAAAAUAAAUAACAUGAUGACAAAAGUGUGUAAUAAAUGUUUUCAUGAAA